AUGGUCGUGCACGUGCAGGUCCUUAGCGUGCAGUCCGUCGAGACUGCGCCCAGCCUCCUCCUCUCCACGGAAACUCGUCGCUUCCUGUUCAACGUCGGCGAUGGCACCCAGCGCCUGUGCAUGGAGCACCACGUGCGACUGGCCAAGCUGCAGCAAGUGUUUCUGACCGAACUUCGCACCCACGCGGUGGGCGGCCUCCCGGGCAUGGUGCUGACUGUGUCGGACACGGGCAAGCCCGGGUUGCACGUCCACGGACCCGUGGGCACCAAGAAGUACCUGAAAGCUACGCGCCACUUCCUGUACCGUCCGGACUUUAAACUGGAGGCGUCGGAGGUGCUGUCAAGUGCAUCUGAUGGCAAGAAGAAGAAGACCAAGGGCUGCUAUGAAGACGACGAGGUGGUGGUGCACGCGGUGGCAGUGCCCAAGCCCCGAGCCGGCGCCAAACGGAAGCUGAACGAAAGUCCGUCGCUGUCUUCCGGACCUUCGGAGGGGGAAGAGCACAACAGUCAUGUGAGUGCGAGCUACGUUGUGGAGACGAGAACGCAGCGGGGUAAAUUCCUGGUGGACCGUGCGGUGGCGCUGGGUGUCCCGAAGGGCAAAUUGUUUGGCCAGCUGCACCAAGGCAAGGACGUGACGCUGCCGGAUGGACGCGUGGUCAAGUCCAGCGACUGUGUGCUGCCGUCGGUACCUGCCGCUGGCUGCGUGAUUGUUAGCUGCCCAACGACGGCGCAUGUGGACGCGUUGGUGAGCAGUGAAGGCUUCAACCGAUACAGGGAAGUAGAGGGCAAGGCUCCUGAGGUGCAGGUGGAGGUGGUGUUUCAUCUCGGAGGAAUGGACGUGUUGCGCCACGCGAAAUACGCCGAAUGGACGAGGAGCUUUGGUGCCCACGCGCUGUAUCGUGCUUCGGCGAAGCUACAGGCGCAAUUGCAAGCAGUAUUCCCCCGCGCUUUC
Phytophthora sojae is the source of this 951-nucleotide messenger RNA. RefSeq lists its product as hypothetical. The annotation marks the transcript as partial. NCBI's taxonomy places the organism in Eukaryota, Oomycota, Peronosporomycetes, Peronosporales, Peronosporaceae. Gene Ontology annotation, molecular function: 3'-tRNA processing endoribonuclease activity. Gene Ontology annotation, cellular component: mitochondrion. The record is from RefSeq and is a predicted model, not a curated record. Gene Ontology annotation, biological process: mitochondrial tRNA 3'-end processing. The transcript has 3 exons.